This is a messenger RNA of Pyrus x bretschneideri (Chinese white pear), 1752 nucleotides long. RefSeq lists its product as uncharacterized. The record is from RefSeq and is a predicted model, not a curated record. NCBI's taxonomy places the organism in Eukaryota, Viridiplantae, Streptophyta, Magnoliopsida, Rosales, Rosaceae. Bases 44 to 1531 code for a protein of 495 amino acids. Gene Ontology annotation, biological process: endoplasmic reticulum calcium ion homeostasis. Gene Ontology annotation, cellular component: endoplasmic reticulum. The transcript has 3 exons. Gene Ontology annotation, molecular function: calcium ion binding.
CUGUACUCUCUCUGCAACAAGAGCUGUAUCAGGAGAAGCAAGCAUGGCGUCACUCUCUUACACGCGCCUCCUCUCUCUCCUCUCCCUCUUCAUCCUCCUGUUCCUCUUCUCCCACCUGUCCUUCUCUCCCUCCUCCGUCCUCGCCGCCGACUCGCAAUUCGAAGGAUUCGACGAUGGCGACGAAAUCGAUGACGCCGACGCCGACGCCGACGACUCCUCACUCCCUCUUCCCACUCGCACCCGCCCUUCCCUCACCACUACCUCCCAACCCGACCCACCUCGCUCACCUGAACCCUCCGUACCCGACACGGAUCCGAACCCGAUUCCCGAUUCGGAUUCUCCAUCCACCGAUCUUCCCAAACCUUCCUCCACCAGCUUCGAUUAUUGGGACGAAGACGAGUUCGAAGGCCUCCCCGUCCAACCCCAGCAACCACAGCAGAAACCGCCCCUCGACGACCCUGCAAGUACCGAAAAUGCCACUCCCUCCUCCAAUUCCGAUCCCAAACCCUCCGCCGCUCCCAAGCCCCCCGCCGCUCCGAGAUCCUUUGUUGUGGAGAUCGCGUGCGGAGGGUUCCUGAUCGUCUUCAUCAUCAACUACUUCACCGGGAAGCGGGUGAACGAGAACAUUGCCCUGGCUUGGGCGGCGAAAUUCGCCACCAAAGACUCGAUUUUCGAGAAGAACUUCAGUCUUCUGGGCGUCGGAGACGGCGACGACUCACCCUUGCUGUUGAAGGAAGGUCAGAACGUGUUCAAGUUCUACGCGAGUGGGCGGAGGUGCUGCCAGGGGCUUCUGGCGACGAUGGAGCUCAAAAGCCGCCACGAUUUGAUCUCCUCGAUUUUCAACUUGGUGGUCCCCAGUAGGGACGAGAUCAAUAUCGAAGUUUAUAUGAACGAUGAUGCGAUGGACCACGUGGUUUUCGCCUUGGCAAGGAAGAAGUCGGCCAAGGCAAUGCAGAAGGAGGUUAGGGACUUGCAGAAGUUUGCCGGGAUAGUGUCUCCGCCUACCGGAAGGAAGUGGGUUUCUGAGGACCUGGCGGUUAUCUCCGAAUCGAAGGAAGUGGCUGGUGAUUUGAUCACUGAGGCUGUGCUCGAACAGGUUUUUGGUGAAAAGGCUUUUCAGAAAUUUGGAAAGGGUUUCAUCUACAUGCAUUUUUCAGAUCAACAUCCAGGCUCGCGAAAGAAGAUGCUGUUGUUCAAGUUUGCCCUACCAGAUGCCGGUAACAUGGCUGAUAUGACUCGACUGGUGGCUUUGGUACCUUAUUAUAUUGAUUUGAUUGGGCGCUACAAGCUAAGCAGUCAGGUUCGAUCCAAAACCGAAGCAAUCAGAUCAAAGGCGGCUCAAGAGGCUUACAAAGAACUCCAAAAUGCUAGGCAAGAAGCGUUGCAAAGAAAGAAGGCAGAGCGGAAAAAGAUGAUGGAGGAGGCCGAGGCUAAGCUCAGUGCAGAUAGUAUUCGCAAGAGAGAAGCAAAAGAGCGUGCUCGUCAGAUGAAGAAGGCAAUGCCGAAAGUAAAAAUGACCCGUGCUAGCUAGUUCGUGAAAUUACUCGUCAUUUCUUUCCUCUUCAUCUUCGUUUUAACGUCUCAUGGUAUUUUAGCCGAGAGUCAUGCCGGCCAUAAGUUUUGGUUCCGCCCCCUUGCGGGCUUGUACUGUAACCGUCUGAAUUCGUUCGACACUAACGUUACAACAUGAGUAGGUUUUGAAUGUACCAAAAUUCAAUGCUGCCGGAACUCCCCAGCGUUUCUUUGUUGACA